AUGGCUUCAGCCAUGUACAGCGUUGGUUUGCGCUCGGUCCUACCUGAGAGGAACCAGCAGGAUCAAAAGAGACGGCAGUUCGCAUGGAGGAAGCAAGACGCCAACGGCUACCCACAAGGUACCGAGGAUGAUGAGAGACCGCAGACGGCUGAACAGCCGCAGUUUGACCGGAAUGACGAUUUUGAGCCUGAACGUUUGCGUGUCGAUGCGCGGCCGACGCCGAAAGCUGCUCGGGCCAUGGCUGAAGAGGCCGUUCGGGAAGUGGCGUACCUGGCCAAGGAGGCGCUCAUUGUAGAACAGGCGCAGGAGGAGAGCAAGCUGGCGUUGGCCGAAUCUGGCCCCGCCGAGUACCUCGUGGACAACAACGUUCUUCAGGCGCAUGCCCCGGGCAUCACGUUUCGAUUCAGCAAGCGCAUGGAGGAUCGCGAUGACCUCGGCGAGUUGGCUGCCUUCGGGACCUCGGUGCUGGGCAUCGAUGAGGGUGACGGCUGGCUCCGAGUGCAAAACCCACAUGGCGAGAUCCGAUAUCUUCCAACGGAGAUCCAGGGGGUGACAGUUCUGUCGCGAGCUGCAGCAACGGAGCAGCGAGAGGCCCGGGAGGAACGGAGGAAACGAGCUGAAGCAGCUGAGCGCCAGCACCGGGAUCUCGAGGCAUGGCAGCGCCGCGCAGAGGAGGCGGAGCGGCUGCGACAGGAGCGGCUAAAAUGGGAGGCGGAGCGCAAGGCGCAGGAGAAGCAAGACGACCCAGAGGACCCCCUUCGACGGCCUGAGAGUCGAAAUAUCGCAGGUCGAACAAGGAAUGUAUUGGAUCGGCACUAUGCCGGUGAAGACGAGGAGGUGCCUGACCACUACCAGGUGUUGGGCGUUCCACGACACGCGACGCCAGAGGAGAUAACUCAGGCCUAUCGGGCUCUUGCCAAGCUGUAUCACCCAGAUCGUCUGAAGAGCUCUGGAGGAGUCCUCAGCAAGGCGGCUGCCCAACGAAGCCACGAGCAGCGCAUGGCCUUGCUGAAUGCUGCGCAUCGUGUGCUCUCGGAUCAGAGGCUACGCCUGGCGUACGAUAAGACGCUGCCUGAGCCUGACGGCGCAGACGAAGUCGACUUCGCACCAGGCCGUAGUAGCGAGAAAGCAGAGGAGCAGUUCGAUUUCGAUUUCCUUGGCUCGGAUCGGCCCUUUCGAGUUGCCCUCGGGCGCGCAGCGCGAGCGGCCAAAGCCUGCGGCAGUCGGGAUGCCGUGCGGAAAGCCAUGGACCAGCUUCGGGGGAAGGAGAGGAUAGCUCUGGCGGACAAGGAUGGACAGAUUCGGCCAUCAGGCCCGACAUCUCCCUUCUCGGGGCUCGGGGAGUGCGCCGACCCGGACUGCCGGGCUCAUCGCCUGGCCUGGCCUCAGGUCCGCAGCCGCUUCAGGGACUUCAUCGUUGCCCGAGUUCGGGCGGCGGCUCGCCAGGAGGAGGGUGUGCAGCCUUGGUGGAACCAAGAGGUGGGGCUCAGGUACACCUCAGUGGGCAGUGGCCAGUUGUUCUUUGACCUCGAGCUGCUCGAGAGGAUCCGAUAUCUUGGGGUUCGCAUCGCGCAGAUCUGUCUCAUAGAUACGGCAUAUGCUGGCUCUCCACCAAGUGUGGACGUUCGGCGCGCACUCCGCGAAUUCACCGACUGGCAACGAGCCGCCUCUCAGUUGUGCCGUCACGAGCCUGCUGAAGUCUUAGUCUUCAGCGAGGUGUGGGACUACUACGAAACAUGCUGUGAAUCCCAAGAGAACUCCAGCAAGUAUCCCGACCUGGAGCGGUAUAGGCAGCCCUGCGAUCUCUUCGUGCACUGUGAUGCCACAUGGCCCGGUGCAGACGAGGAAGUCGAGCAGUUGGCGCAAACUUCUCUGGCGCGAGGCGGAUUGCUGGCCCGGCUGUCACCCUCCUCAGAGGAGCCGCAGAUCAGCGUGGCCGGUGCUGUGGAAACGAACACGAACUCGUUUGGCCACAGCUUGGCUCCGCUCCUAUGUCGCGCCUGGGUCCAGAUGGAUGCGGGCUCGUCUGUGGCGACGUCAGAGCGGGAGAAGGCCCUGGUGGGGCCGGUCGGACUGGCCAGACCAUUGGGCGGAGAGAUUAGUGAGGCUUCGGAUGCAAAGGCUGCAUUAGAGCGUUCUGUCUGGAACAGCGUGCUGCUUCAGUGCGUGCUGCUUGGGGCAUUCGUGCUGUCUGGACGGGCGACGCGCGCGCACCAGCGCGGCACAAACGCGUGCCCACCGCAGGGAAACCGCUGA
This is a messenger RNA of Symbiodinium sp. CCMP2592, 2256 nucleotides long. The record is from the annotation of a GenBank genome assembly. NCBI's taxonomy places the organism in Eukaryota, Dinophyceae, Suessiales, Symbiodiniaceae.